Periophthalmus magnuspinnatus is the source of this 1059-nucleotide messenger RNA. RefSeq names its product synaptotagmin XIX (gene syt19). Gene Ontology annotation, molecular function: SNARE binding; phosphatidylserine binding; calcium ion binding. Gene Ontology annotation, cellular component: axon; synapse. The coding region runs from base 1 to 1059 and encodes 352 amino acids. Gene Ontology annotation, biological process: cellular response to calcium ion; vesicle fusion; regulation of calcium ion-dependent exocytosis. The transcript has 7 exons. NCBI's taxonomy places the organism in Eukaryota, Metazoa, Chordata, Actinopteri, Gobiiformes, Gobiidae. The record is from RefSeq and is a predicted model, not a curated record.
AUGAAGAUGGGCGACCUUGCUUACUGGAUGGUGACGCUUGCAGCUGAGGGGAUGAUAUUACCAGAUCCAGUUGAGGAUGCAAACACAGUUUGCAACAGUCUUAGUUUCUCUUGUACAACACUUUCCUCUUCUGGUCUUUCCAGUCAACUAAAUGGGGAUAUGGAGGAAGAGCUUGUCAAGGUCGGGGGAUUGCUGCGUUUCUCUGUGCAUUAUGACCAGCUACAGGCACGUGUGGUAGUGACCAUUUUGCAACUUGAGGGUCUUCAGCAACACUGGAAUAGCAGCAACUUCCAAGUUUUUGUCAAGCUUCUACUACUGUGGGACAGAUCACAAGAUGCUGAGAUGGGUGUGUGUCGAGACAUUAAGGAUCAACAGAAAGCAUGUGUCAUGUGGACAGUUAUCCAGGAAUGGAGGUCUCGCAUUGUCAGAAGCAGCUCCUGCCCUGUUUUUGGUGACCAGUUCAGCAGUGUACUGCAAAAAGAUAUAAGGCCUCAUCACAUCACACUCAAGAUGGAGGUGAGAGACUUUGAUACAUUUUCCAGACACACAGCUCUAGGGGAGGUAAGAGUACCUUUUAAAGAACUGAACAUAUCGACUCCUCUCGAACUCCAAAAAAAACUACAAAUUCCCCAAAAGGAUCUUGUUGGAGAACUUCUUUUGACUUUAAAUUUUUUACCAACAUCACAGAGGCUUGAAAUAGGACUUUUAAAGGUCAAGGUGGCCACUAUUAACACCUCUUCAAGCGCAGCUCUUUGUGCUAGAAUCAGUUUUAUGUGCAACCAAUACCGGCAGAAGUCACAAAAAUCCUCUGUGGUGGCUCACAGCUUUGUGACAGUCUUUAAUGAAGUCUUUCACUUCACACUGGCAGAAGUCCCUGUGGUGCAAUGUAAAAUCUCUGUGUCAAUCUUUGAGAAGGAAAUAAGAAAAAAAAAGUCACCUAAACGUCUUAUUGGACAAGUGAUUUUUGGGAAGGAGAAAACAUUUGAGGACAAGCAUUGGACUCUUAUGAUGGGUUCUGCCCGCCAGCCUGUGCCUUUAUGGCACGCAGUACUAAUAUAA